AUGCCUCUCGGGUUCGAGCGCCUCAACGAGCGCCAGCAACGCCCCAACCCCAACAUCAACUUCAUCAAGCCUCUAGAAGGACCCGACAAAGCCGUUGCCGAAGAGUUCCUCUCCCGAAUCGCCGCACAAUGCCUUCCGGUCAUGAAGAAGCACCAUAUCUCGGUGAUGGCUUUGGAGGAGUAUGAGCCAAAUCCAGAGUUCCUAGGCCGCAACUUCAACGCCGGCGAGGUGAUUCAGUUGGUGCUGAAGGACAAACAAGGACGAUGGCUCUCGAUGAAGUUCGUGCAGAUGGUGAUGAUGCAUGAGCUGGCGCAUUGCAAGCAGAUGAACCACAGCCGCUUUUUCUGGAAUGUACGAAAUGAAUAUGCACAACAAAUGGAGGGUCUGUGGCGAGAGGAAUACACGGGAGAAGGCAUGUGGGGAAGAGGUAGAGGAUUGGAGAAUGGAGCGUUCAUCAAUGCGGCACCGCCAGACAAUACUCAGAUCCCUGAGCAUCUGUGUGGUGGGUCGUAUAGGAGGAAAGGACGCAAGAGGAAGCGUGGACAGAAUGGGAGGGACGAGCAAGAGAAUUUGAGCUAUGCAGAGAGACAACAGCGGCGGAUCGCCCGAAAAUUCGGCAAGCAUGGCGAUGGAUCAUCCCUUGGUGAUGAUGAGCUGCUGAGGGGAGCCCUGGAGACGAUGAACGGAGGCAAGAGGGGACAGGGCAAACCUCGUGUAGCGAACAGCAAACGUGGUCGUGAGCUGAGAGCUGCUGCUGCUCUUGCUCGAUUUGGACAGGCGAAGAAGGAAGAGCAGACUCCGGAGCCGGAGGACGACAUGGACAGUGAGACCGAGUCAGAGGGAGACGACGAAGUCGACCGAAAUGCCGUGACUGUUAAGGACGGUCGCGGACGAGACUUGGUCAAGGUUUGUGGCGAUGAUCAAGACGAUGAGGAGGAUGCGAACAAGGAGAUGGACGAACUUCGUAUGCUGAGCGCAGCGCCCAAGCGGAAGCUGGUCCGUGUCAGAAAGAGCAAUUCCCCGGCACGAGGUGAGCAAGGACAUAAAGACUCAGAGACUGAAAGCGAGGCAGAAGAACCUCGGUCGUCGACUGUCCCAGCUCCUAGUGGUAAAGCGAAAGCAGUACACCGAGCGCCUCGUGACCGCGUUGACUCGGAGACUGAGAGCGAGUCGGACGACAAGCCACCGAUAGAUCCAGAUCCUGCGAUCGAGCAAACAGAUGAAGGUCUCUCAGCCUCCCAAGCAGAUCUUCUGCGUGAAGUCGACGGUGGAGGCACGUCCUCUCAAGCAAGCGAGACUGCCACACUGCCUGCUCCAGCCCCAACCUCGGCACCUGAGAACGUCGCAUCGGCUGUACCAGGUCAUGUGGCAUGCCCUGUCUGCUCUGUGGAAAAUGAGGCCGACGCACUUCUGUGCAUGGUGUGUUCACAUGUGCUGCGUUCGAAUCUCGUUGCCGACUGCUGGCGCUGCAAGAGCGAGACGUGCAAGGGCAGUCAGUACCUCAACGCAGGAGACGUUGGCCGGUGUGGGCUUUGUGGAGCUCAGAAGCCGAAGAUGGCGUCUGCGCCUACCGGAGGUCCCGAUGGGAGGCCAAUCGGGAUUACUCGCCCAGAGGUGUUGAGAUGA
This is a messenger RNA of Zasmidium cellare ATCC 36951, 1626 nucleotides long. RefSeq lists its product as uncharacterized. NCBI's taxonomy places the organism in Eukaryota, Fungi, Ascomycota, Dothideomycetes, Mycosphaerellales, Mycosphaerellaceae. The coding region runs from base 1 to 1626 and encodes 541 amino acids. The record is from RefSeq and is a predicted model, not a curated record. The transcript has a single exon.